UUCCAAGUCCAUGACCUAAAGCGACAGAGUCAACCAACUACCACUCCUUACCCAAAUCAGGUAUCGGGCCCACAUAACGUUAACCCUUUUUCUCUAUCUCGCGCCCUACUAUAUAAACUCUCGUCAUAUCCUACUGGUCCACCCUUUUUCCCUCUCUCGUCCUCAACUCGACACUGUCUUCGUCUUCGUCCUUUCUCUGCAAAUCCCAUCCCUUCUUCUUCUCCGGUCAAUGCAGGAUAUCCCUUAGUGCAUGAGUUGCUAAGAGAAUAUUCGUGCUGAUUCAAUUAACGUUGAAUUAUGGCGCCAAAGACUAAAUUUGGUUCCAGCGCAGCUAGCCAAGAUGAGCUGGCUGUCAAGGGGGCUUUCUCAAAUGAACAACGGGGAAAUUUGAGAAAUGUCGAUUCGGAUAGGUCCGCAAGAUUUUGUGAUGGUAAUGACAGUCGGAUGUCUGUUUCUGAUACUAGUAUGUUGCAGGGAAAUUCUACAUCUUCACGAGAUUCGGAUUCGUUUGCCCAGUAUUUAAAGUUGGAUCCAAUAACCACAGGAGGUCCAAAGUUUACUAGUUUAAAUGACUUAAAGCGGGCUCUGAGGAUAUCUCAUGGAAACACCCUUGAAGAUUGUGCUUAUCGAACUGGUAAUCCGAAGUCUCGCAUUCCAGCGGAUCCGGAGGAACUGAAACGAUUCAAUGCACGUCUACAGGAGGCUUCUGCCAGGGCUAGUGAUGGAUCAAAGAGGUUGGAUGAAUCUGUACACAAAUUGAACAAAUAUUGGGAGGCCUUAAACUCAAAGAAGCAAUUUCAGAGCGAGGUGUUACCAAAUGAAAGGAUGAGUGGGUCCCAAUUAUCUAACAUGGGAAGUCAGACUCAUCAGAGCACUACAGAGCUUGCAAAUCAAAAACCAGAGGAUAUGCCUAAGAAAAUCCUUCCCAACAUGCACAUCGGUACAUCAGCUGCUGAGAUACAGGCGGAAGGGCUAAACAAUAGCUUUGGCAGACAGCCUUUGACAAUUGGAAAGGAUAAAGACAACAUCAAGGAUGUUGGUAAGGUUUGUGAUGGUGUUCAAGAGAAGAUUCAAUGGUUACCUGUAAGUGGAGAAACAUGGGAUAGAAAAAUGAAAAGAAAAUAUUCCAUGGGCACUGCCUCAGCCAGAUCCACUGAUGGGGAAGGAGAGCCGAAAAGAGUUAUGUAUCUAAAGCAAGCUAAUGAGUCUGGUCUGCAGUCUUGUGAUGCCAUAGGUUUGAGAUUUGAUGACCAUGGCAAAAAUUAUACCGGUGGUAUUUAUCCACAUACAAAAGUCAAAGCUUCAAGGGCACCUCAAACUGAUAACUUGAUAGUUGGAAACUCGUCUUCUGAAACACUUGAUGCCCGGGAGCAACCUUCAAAUGUGAACCAGCCUCAUUCAUUGGUUGGGGCAAUCAAUCAUAAGCGUCCUUUUCCUGUAGAAUCGUCUAUGUCCGGUUUAGCCCAAUGGGCUGGGCAGAGGCCUCAAAAAAGUUCUCGCACUCGAAGAGCAAAUGGGGUAUCGCCGCCGGUCUUAAAUUGUGAUGAAAUGCCUGUGCCAUUUGAAGGCUGUUUCCCUUCUAGCGGUACUAUAAUGAAUUCUACUACAACUAGUGGACCACUUACAUCCAAGGAUGCUAUCAACAACAUGCAAUGCACUAGGAAUAAAAAUGACGACAAUUCAAUCCAGACCAGAAUAUCUGAAAGUUUAGAAUUUGGCGCCAGGGAAAAUGGUGAAAAUAAAUUAAAAGAGAAAGAAUUGGACAGAAACAAAGGUGAUGGAAGAGCCAUAAAUGAUUCCUGUAUUACAGGUUCCUACAUGUCAAUGACAAAAAAGGAACUAAAGCUGAACAGAGAAGAGACUGGAGAUGGUCUGCGUAGGCAGUGUAGUGGCAACAAUGGCUUUUCAGUUUUGAAGAAUGACAUCUCAUCAACAGAAGAGAAGUCUGAGAUUUUAUCCUUGACAAAGCGAACUCGAAAUACGAAACCUUCUUCUCUAAAGAAUGCAAGUAGAUCAAGGCGACCUCGUAUGAAGAAGCCACACAAUAGUAAAGCUAUUGCUCAUCUUGGGCAUCCAUCAAUUAGUAGUUCCCCGGAAAUUGCAGGUAGAUCAGGUGAUGACUGUGAGGAACUAUUAUUUGCGGCCAACUUUGCUAGCAAUGCCAGCCAUACUGGUUGUUCUAGUUUAUUCUGGAAGCAAAUGGAACCUAAUUUUGCUCCUGUCAACUUGGAAGUCAUAGACCACUUGAAGCAGCAGGUUAAAACAAUAGAGGAUGAUCAAAGAUAUUUAUCUCAAAUGCUUUGCCUUCAAAGUGAUGCCCCGGAUGUGGUUGUGCUUACGAACAACCUUUUUUCGCAAUAUCCACUUGAAGGAGAAAGAGGCAGAAACAUUUUAAAUCAAUCUGAUUCAAAAGAGCUAUCUUCAAUGGUUGACAUGGUUAAUCAACCUCACGAUGGCAGCUUUCUGUCCAGUCAAAUGGAUUUAGAAUACAAACUACCACCAUUGUACCAGAGAGUAUUGACAGCUUUGAUCAUUGAUGAUCAAAUUGAAGAAACUGUUGAAGAUGAAAACAUAUCUUUUCUGCAUGAAAGAGAUGACCCUCCUGUUGGAUUCUACACUGACACAGUUUCCUGUAAUGGGAAUGCUACCUCUACAUGUGACGAAAUGUCUAUGGAAGAUAAACUCUUAAUGGAGCUAAAGACUGUCGGCAUAUUCCCAGAACCAGUGCCUGAGCUUGCUGAUGGAGGUUGUGAAGCUAUUGAUCAAGAAAUUACUCAAUUGCAAAAGGGAAGCUGCCAGCAGCUCAUCAAAAAGAAAGAAGGAUUUAUGAAACUUAUUCAAGCAGUAGAAGAUGGCAGGGAAUUGGAACAGCGAGCCCUUGAGCAAGUUGCUAUGGACAAACUUGUUGAGUUGGCAUAUAAGAAGAAGCUGGUAAUAUGCCUACUUAUUUUUUGUGCUUAUUCCCUGUUGUUUGCUGAAUUAGUUUUAGAAUGCAGAUGUGGCAAUUGAAUUCAGCUAUUUGACAUAUUAUCUGAAACAUGUUAUUUGUUUGAUUGAAAGGUGUUGCAGUUCAAAAUAUUUUUUAAAGAUUAAACCGUCAAAUUAAUUUCUGA
Molecule: messenger RNA, 3113 nt
Organism: Vicia villosa (hairy vetch)
Lineage: Eukaryota; Viridiplantae; Streptophyta; Magnoliopsida; Fabales; Fabaceae
Exons: 13
Coding region: 298-3009 (903 amino acids)
Source: RefSeq, a predicted model, not a curated record